UGAGGGAGGGAGAGAGGCAAGGAGAGGCAGAGAGAGCUGCUAGGAAAGCGGUAGUAGCAGCACAGUGAAAGAGGUCUUGAGCAGCUUGAAUAAAUUUUGUGAAGGGCUAGGAGGACACUGCCCAUGGCUCAGUCUGCUAACGGUGUGGACCAGGAUCUGGCCAGCAAGAGGCUCCACACGAGGAUGGAGGCCUCAUGUCUGGAGUUGGCCCUGGAGGGAGAGAGGCUGUGUAAGGCGGGGGAUUUUAAAGGGGGGACAGCGUUUUUCGAGGCGGCUGUGCAGGUGGGAACAGAAGACCUGAAGACCCUCAGUGCCAUCUACAGCCAACUGGGCAAUGCCUACUUUUACCUGAAGGAAUACGGCAAGGCCCUGGAGUACCACAGACACGACCUCACUCUGGCCAGGACAAUAGGGGACAGGAUAGGGGAGGGGAAAGCCAGCGGUAACCUUGGAAACACAUUGAAGGUUUUGGGGCGCUUCGACGAGGCAACGGUGUGCUGUCAGAGACACCUGGACAUCUCUCAAGAGCAGGGGGACAAGGUGGGAGAGGCCAGGGCUCUGUAUAAUAUAGGGAAUGUGUUCCAUGCCAAAGGAAAGCAGCAGCUAUGGGGCUGUACCCAGGACCCUGGGGACCUCCCACCAGUCGUCAGAGAUACACUGCAAAGGGCUACUAGCUUUUAUGAGAUGAAUCUAUGUCUGGUCAAAGAGCUGGGCGACCGAGCUGCUCAGGGCAGGGCCUUCGGUAACCUAGGCAACACCCACUACUUGCUGGGAAAUUUUGUGGAGGCCAUCAAAUUCCACAGACAGAGACUGUCCAUCGCCAAGGAGUUUGGUGACAAAGCAGCUGAACGUAGAGCCUAUAGUAACCUAGGCAACGCUCUGAUUUUCCUGGGACAGUUUAACACUGCCACGGAGUACUACAGGAAAACUCUGCAGCUGUCUCGUCAGUUGAAGGACCAGGUGAUGGAGGCGCAGGCGUGUUACAGCCUGGGGAACACCUACACUUUGAUGCAGCAGUACGAGAGAGCCAUAGACUACCACCUCAAACACCUCCUCAUAGCCCAUGAGCUCACCGACAGGGUUGGUGAGGGCCGUGCCUGCUGGAGUCUGGGAAAUGCCUAUGUGUCUUUACGGAACCAUCGCCAGGCCCUGCACUACGCCCGCAAAUACCUCGACAUUUCCAGAGAGAUUGGGGACAGGAAUGGCGAGUUGACUGCCAGGAUGAAUGUGGAGCAGAUGAUGGAGGCUCUGGGGGUCAACGAGAGUGACCUUUCAUCAUGUGGGUCAGAGUUCGAGGUGCAAGGAGCCAGACCAAAAUUCACCAAGAGAAACAGCAUGGACAGUGUCGAACUGUGGAAGUACUCGACAGAUAAGAUUGGAGACAGCCAGGACGUGGACAGUAUAUCCCGGAGAACCAAGAGUCAGCAGUCUCAGCCAGGCAGAGGGAAGGGCUACCCCGACAGCCAGUCCUCAGAUGACAGGCAAUGGUUGGAAUCCCCUGUGGACACCGAUGACAUAACUGUCCAAGUCCCGCCUCCAAAGCUAGGUCGUGACCCCUCCGAUGAGGACUGCUUCUUCGACCUUCUCAGCAAGUUCCAGAGCAGCCGCAUGGACGACCAGCGCUGCCACCUAGACGACCCGAACGAAGAGAAUGGAGAAAAUGGCGAGAACGGAGGGGCCGUCUCUCUCAAUGAAAUGCUAGACCCUACACUCAUCACCUCACCCCAGACAGAGGAGCUAUUUGACCUGAUUGUCAGUUCCCAGAGUCGUCGCCUGGACGACCAGCGGGUCAGCGUCAGCAACUUACCCGGCCUCAGGAUCACCCAUAACAACCUGGGCCACCUGUGUGUCGAUGCAGACCCCCAGGAGCCCAGCGAUGACUUCUUCAACAUGCUCAUGAAGUGCCAGUCCUCCAGGAUCGAUGACCAACGGUGUUCCCCACCAGAAGGGGGGCCCCGGGCCCCCACGGUGCCUGACGAGGACUUCUUUAGUCUGAUCCAGAGGGUACAGGCCAAGCGCAUGGACGAGCAGCGGGUCCACCUCCCAUCAGAUGAACAGGACGGGCCCGACUCCGACCCAGAACCACCCUCUGGAGACUCCAGCUAGGGACCKAAGCACACAUCCCUCGGGGAGUCUGCCUCAUAGAAGGUGGAGAGAAAGAGGAGAAAUGGGCCACCACUUGAGGAGAUCUGUGAAGGGGUGAAAGUAAAUUAGGUUGAUGUGUGAUGCAAGAUCCAAACCCUAUGUGCAAUAUGUGUCCCCCUUUCAGCUGUUGUGAAUCUGUUUAGGUUUGAAAUGUGUGUAAAUCCGAUAAUGAUGAAAUGGAAUGUAUAUGAUACAUUUAUGUGAAUUAAGGUUUGGGGUGUUUCACUAGGGUUUGAGACACCAACAAGAAAUAACAGAUAUUCAUAUUUACCCCAUUUACUGCCUUAAUCAGUUUUUCUCUGACUCAGAUUGUAUUCCCAAGUGUCAGGGGUCUGUGGGUUCAAAUUGCAUGAUAGAAUAGUAUUCGGUUUGAAGGAUGACGAUGAAUGCUGCUGGUAUUAUUGGUGUAGCAAACAAUAUUGGCUACAGUUUUCGGUGGCAACAACAUGGUUAGUUAAGGUCUCUUCAUUAUUGAGUUAAUGUCCUUUGGAGCACAACCAAACAGGUUUUCAAACAAUAUAUCAAUUUAUCAAAAUAGUAAAAGAUACAGUGAAAAUACAUUUGAUGGAUAAUAGUAUACAAAAUCAAGAAAAGCACAUUUUAGGGAGAAAUUCAAGGGAGAAAUUGAGUAGAUGGAUCAGGGGACUUUUUAGGACAGCAAGGGGGUAGAUGCACAGCCUAUGCACACAGAAUCCUGUUUUGCAGGGAACUCCUGCUACAAUGCCACAGCUGUUAGUCUUCAAUUUCCAAUCAUCUACAACGGAUGUCUCAUAUUCUUCUGGUAUACUGCCCCAUUGUGGUGAAACUUGUAUACUACAACUGUUCUGUGUACCCCAUUGGAAAUGAUUUGUAAUUCCUGUGGAAGGUUGAGGAUGUAAUCUUCUGCGCAAGUAUAUUGAUUUUAAGCACUUUUUAUUAUUUUAGUGACAAGCUAUACUUAAACUGUACAGUAUAUACAUUGCAUAUUUUUUGCUGAWUUUUUUUUAAAGGUUAGUGUAUUUGCAACAAAAAUGUAGUGCCUUGUGUGUAUUUUAUUCAGUUGUGGAUAUCAGAGUUAUUCUGUUACAGACCCAGCAGACCAAAGACGGGUGCAAACUGAGGAAACUAAACAAAAACGUCUUAUAGUAAGAUCUAACGUACUGUAUGUUGCCUAACUGAUGUUCCACAAUGGACAUUUUAGUUGCUCUUCUUCUUUGGGACUCCAUUUGUAAACGUAUUAGCGUGUAGCUCUUCUUUGUACCUCAAGGGUCGGGAACCUAACCCAGGAUGGGUCGUGGUCCAUAUGAUUAAUCUCUAUCUCUGUAGUAAGAGUGUAACAAGGUCCCCACUGUUCUCCCCCAAAAAUUGAUUUCCUCUAUUUUCUCAUACCUUAUGAGGAUAAACUUGGUCCAGACCUAUCCGCUACGCUUCUAUUUGUCACUGCCAUAUGUACAUAUUUUUUGUAUUCAUGUUCCAUUUGAGGACAUGAAGAUGUCCCCUCUGCUUUUAAUGAAAUGUUGAUUCAAAUGUU
Messenger RNA from Salvelinus sp. IW2-2015, 3655 nucleotides. RefSeq names its product G-protein-signaling modulator 1-like. The coding region runs from base 124 to 2106 and encodes 660 amino acids. The record is from RefSeq and is a predicted model, not a curated record. NCBI's taxonomy places the organism in Eukaryota, Metazoa, Chordata, Actinopteri, Salmoniformes, Salmonidae. Gene Ontology annotation, molecular function: G-protein alpha-subunit binding; GDP-dissociation inhibitor activity. Gene Ontology annotation, biological process: establishment of mitotic spindle orientation. The transcript has 14 exons. Gene Ontology annotation, cellular component: cell cortex.